Molecule: messenger RNA, 3783 nt
Organism: Dioscorea cayenensis subsp. rotundata (Guinea yam)
Lineage: Eukaryota; Viridiplantae; Streptophyta; Magnoliopsida; Dioscoreales; Dioscoreaceae
Product: protein TPLATE
Exons: 7
Coding region: 99-3560 (1153 amino acids)
Biological process (GO): endocytosis
Source: RefSeq, a predicted model, not a curated record
ACUUCCCCAGAUCUCGUCGUCUCGAUCGCGCAUUUCAACAAGCACAACAACUGCAGAGCAAGCGCUCUCGCAUUCGCCCCGUCGUUGGGAUCGUCUUCAUGGACAUCCUAAUCGCGCAAAUCCAAGCGGACCUGCGCUCCAGCGACGCCCUUCGCCAGUCGGGGGCCUUGCUCCAAGCCCUCCAGCAAUCCGCCGCCGGCCGUGACGUCUCCGCCGUCGCGAAACCCGCCUGUGAAGAGAUACUCGCUUCACCGGCCUCCGCCGUCUGCAAGAAGCUCGCCCUCGACCUGAUCCGCUCCACCCGCCUCCCUCCCGAUCUCUGGGACACCGUCUGCUCCGCCGUACGCACCGACCUCGACUUCCCCGACCCCGAAGUCGCCGCUGCCGCCGUCUCCGCUCUCUCCGCCGUCCCCUCCCACCGCCUCCCCCGUCUUGUUUCAGACGCGCACAAGGAGAUAUCGGCAUGCCUCGCCUCCCCCUCUGACUCCCUACGCCACUCUGCCACCGAAGCCCUUGGCUGCGUCCUCGCCCGCGAUGAUCUCGUCCUACUCUGUGAAUCCAACCCCGGCCUCCUCGACCGCGCCUCCGCCUGGUGGCAGCGCAUCGCCGAUAACAUGCUUGACCGAUCGGACUCUGUCUCCAAGAUCGCUUUUGAGUCCAUCGGCCGCUUGUUUCAAGAAUUCGAGUCCAAGCGAAUGAGCCGCCUUGCUGGCGAUAAGCUCAUCGACAGCGAGAAUUCCCUAGCCAUCCGUUCCAAAUGGGUUGCCGCGGCCGUGGACUUCGUCUGGAAGAGCCGGAAUGCUCUAAUGGCGCGAUCUCUCAUUCUUCCCAUUGAGAGUUUUAGGGUUACUGUCUUCCCUCUUGUCUAUGCGACCAAGGCUGUUGCUUCGGGCGCUAUGGAGGUGUUCCGGAAGCUCUCGAAGUCAAGCAACGUAGAGACAGACUCGUUCUGGAGCGCGGAGAAGGUGGUGGGGGUAUCGGAUGUGGUCUCUCAUCUGCUGCCAUUUUUGAGCUCGCUGGAUCCUCCUCUGAUAUUUGAAGUGGGGAUCAAUAUGUUGUCUCUGGCGGAUGUGCCCGGGGGCAAGCCGGAGUGGGCUUCAGCGUCGAUCAUUGCCAUUUUGACUCUUUGGGACAGGCAGGAGUUCUCGUCAGCCAGGGAGAGCAUUGUCCGGGCUGUUGUCACUAAUCUGCAUCUCUUAGAUCUUCACAUGCAGGUUUCGAUUUUUAAGAGGUUGCUUCUUAUGGUGAGGAACUUGAGGGCAGAGUCAGAUCGCAUGCAUGCUCUAGCUUGCAUUUGUCGUACUGCACUUUGUGUUGAUCUUUUUGCAAAGGAGAGUGUUCGCAGAGGGCAGAAACCUCUGCCUGGCACUGACAUCGCUUCACUUUUUGAGGAUUUGAGGAUAAAAGAUGACUUAAACAGUGUAGCAAACAAAAGUUUGUUUAGAGAGGAGCUGGUUGCCUCACUGGUGGAAAGUUGUUUCCAGCUAUCUCUUCCAUUGCCUGAGCAAAAGAACACUGGCACAGAGAGUAGGGUUAUUGGAGCUCUAGCUUAUGGAACUGGCUAUGGUGCUUUAAAUUGGACAGAACCAGCUCUGGAGGUGGUGGAAGUUUGCAAACCCUGUGUUAUGUGGAACUGUGAUGGGCGGACAUAUGCUAUAGACUGCUAUUUGAAAUUGUUGGUCAGGCUUUGCCAUAUUUAUGAUACUAGAGGCGGUGUGAAAAGGAUAAAAGAUGGGGCUUCUCAGGAUCAAAUUCUCAACGAGACAAGGUUGCGGAAUUUGCAGUUGCAGCUUAUCAAAGAUCUUCGUGAGGUACAUACACCAAGAGUAUGUGCACGACUGAUCUGGGCUAUUUCUGAACACUUCGAUCUUGAAGGUUUAGAUCCUCUUCUAGCUGAUGACCCAGAGGACCCAUUGAAUAUCAUAAUAGCAAACAUGCACAAGGUAUUGUUCAACAGUGAUACCUCUGCAAAUACUUCAAAUAGGCUUCAAGAUGUGCAAGCAGUACUUCUUUGUGCACAACGGUUAGGAUCACGAAAUGCCCGAGCAGGACAACUCCUGAGUAAAGAACUUGAAGAGUUUAGAGCCAGUGCAUUAUCUGAUUCAGUUAACAAACAUCAAUCCCGCUAUAUUUUGCAGACAAUCAAAUACAUUACGAAUCACCCGGAGAGAAGAUGGGCAGGUGUGGGUGAAACUACAGGAGACUACCCAUUCAGCCAUCACAAACUCACAGUCCAGUUUUUUGAGGCUUCUGCCGCGCAAGACAGAAAAGUGGAAGGAUUAGUUCAUAAGGCUAUUCAAGAGCUUUGGAGACCUGAUCCCAGUGAACUAACUCUGCUUCUAACAAAAGGCAUUGACUCUACUCACCUAAAAGUGCCUCCGAAAGCAUAUACCUUGACGGGCAGCAGCGAUCCUUGCUAUAUUGAAGCUUAUCAUUUGGCUGACUCAACUGAUGGGAGAGUAACGCUGCAUCUCAAGGUUUUAAAUUUGACUGAACUUGAGCUUAAUAGGGUUGAUAUCCGUGUUGGUCUAUCUGGUGCAUUAUAUUUCAUGGAUGGAUCUCCGCAAGCGAUACGGCAUUUGAGGAAUAUUGUCUCACAGGAUCCAGUGCUCUGCAGUGUGACUGUGGGUGUCUCACAUUUCGAGAGGUGCGCCCUCUGGGUUCAAGUGUUGUACUAUCCUUUCUAUGGAAGUGGUGGUAUGGGAGAUUACGAAGGAGACUACGCAGAAGAAGAUCCUCAAACCAUGAGACAGAAGCGAACCCUAAAGCCCGAACUUUGGAAACCAGUGAUUCUACGGUGCCAACCUUACAAGAUUCCACUAACCGACCUUCUUCUUCCACACAAAUGCUCUCCUGUUGAAUAUUUUCGCAUGUGGCCCAGCUUACCAGCCAUACUCGAGUAUACAGGUGCAUAUACUUAUGAAGGAAGUGGUUUCAAGGCAACUGCCGCACAGCAAUAUGAUGCUUCACCUUUUCUUAGUGGGUUGAAAUCACUCUCAACCAAACCAUUCCAUCAAGUUUGCUCUCAUAUAAUUCAUACAGUUGCAGGUUUCCAAUUGUGUUAUGCCGCAAAAACAUGGUAUGGUGGCUUCCUGGGCAUGAUGAUCUUUGGGGCCAGUGAAGUUAGUAGGAAUGUUGAUCUGGGUGAUGAAACCACCACAAUGUUGUGUAAAUUUGUUGUCCGUGCCUCUGAUGCAUCGAUUAUCAAGGAAAUAGGAUCUGAUCUGCAAGGCUGGUUAGAUGACAUCACUGACGGGGGCGUUGAAUACAUGCCGGAAGAUGAAGUGAAGGUUGCUGCUGCAGAAAGACUAAGGAUCUCAAUGGAGAGAAUAGCGAUUCUUAAGGCGGCCCGACCACCUCCUCAACCUCCGAAACCAGAGGAAGAAGAGGAAACUGAAGAUGGGAAGAAAAAGGAAGAAGUUGAUGAAGAAGGUAAACCGAAAGGACCAUCAACCUUAUCAACCCUCACAGCAGAGGAGGCCGAACACCGGGCUCUUCAAGCAGCAGUGCUACAAGAAUGGCAUAUGUUGUGCAAAGAGAAAGCCUUGAAAGUUAGCUAAUGGUUGUUUUCCUCCAUUCAUUGUACUCCAUUCUGUACUCUAGAUUUUGGUUUGCCUUAAAUUUUUUUUUUCUUUUAUUAUUUUGGUUAUUUUGUUCAUCAGCGAAUUUAGUGUGUAUGGGAUGUAUAGGAUCACGGGAGUUGUUUUGAAUCUAUUGAGGAAGUUGCUACUGUUGUGGAACCUGUGCUGUUUGUUCUUUUGAAAGGUCAUGUUAAUGUAUCAA